This is a messenger RNA of Anopheles bellator, 1176 nucleotides long. RefSeq names its product odorant receptor 22c-like. Gene Ontology annotation, biological process: detection of chemical stimulus involved in sensory perception of smell; sensory perception of smell. Gene Ontology annotation, molecular function: odorant binding; olfactory receptor activity. Lineage: Eukaryota; Metazoa; Arthropoda; Insecta; Diptera; Culicidae. The coding region runs from base 1 to 1176 and encodes 391 amino acids. The transcript is spliced from 2 exons. Gene Ontology annotation, cellular component: plasma membrane. The record is from RefSeq and is a predicted model, not a curated record.
AUGGCGCAGAAGAAACCCGCCAGUGAAAACUCCUUCGAUCGGCUCAUAGCGUUGAUCGCGGCCGACAUGGGAACGAUGGGAGUGAACGUUUUAGAUCCCAACUGGAAGCCGUCCUUUCCCGUCCUGGUAACGCUGGUGCUGUGCAUUUUCCAACCGUACCUGAGCGUGGUGUCGCUGGUGAAGUACCGGGACAGUAUCGAGCAGUUGGCCGAGGUGUUGUCGACUACGAUGACCUACAUACAGUUGAUGGGCCGCAGCCAGUUCUACGCGUUCAAGUUCCAGCGCGAGUGGUGUUGCUCGAUGGUGCAGAACAUCCGCCAGCAGCGGGCCCUAUUCGGUGCCAAAGACAACUCCGCCAUCGAGGAGCUGUUUGAUCGGUCCGAACGACGGCUGCUGAUCCUGUACCGGGUGCUCUACUGGAUUUACAUCGCCACGAUGCUGUCGUUCCUAACGGUGACACUAGUCUAUCCCGAUCCGAGGAAGUACAAUCUGCUGCUGGCUUUCCAGUUUCCGUUUCUACCGGUGGAGCAGCCACUCUGGUGGUACUUUACCUACCUCUAUCAGUGUGCAAUGUUUUGGAACACCAUCCACAUGUUGAUAACGAUCGACGGGAUCAUGGUGAUGUCGCUGACGAGCGUACGGUCGCGGAUCAGCGCCCUAAAGCUGAUGCUCCGUACGCUGGACGAGAAAAUCCUGGCCGCCCCGUGGCAGCGCACCGAGCAUCUGGAGCCGGAGCUCCACCGGAUCAUCGAGCUGCACGUAUCGAUCAAGCAGUUCAUGAAGGACUUGACCGGCUCGUUCAAGGUGCACUUUUUCCUCAUCUUCGGCACGGGAUGCCUCGAGAUCUGCACCCUGCUCAGCAUGAUCGCGAUCGAGCCCCGGACCCCCAUCUAUCCGUACCUGGCGGCGACAACGUCGCAGCUGUUUGUGAUGUGCUUUUUCGGCAACCUUCUGCUGAUCGAGAACGACGGGCUGGCCGACUGCGUCUACUGCAUCCACUGGUACCGGCUGUCGGUACGCCAGCAGAAGAAGAUCAAGUUCAUCAUCGCUAACGCUCAGCCGGAGAUGAAGGCGAAUGCCAUCCUAAUGCCGGUGACGAUGGCCUCGUUCGUGACGGUUGUCCGCGCAGGGUACUCCUAUUUUGCCAUCUUGCAGAGAACUCAUCGACACGACUAG